CUCCCUGCUAAACUAAUAAUCUGUACACAACUACUCAAUCUUUGUUCGCAAAGGACUGUAAAGCCUUUGUAUCAAUUACGUGCUUUACAUUCUGCCCCCACUAUGCCACCACUCAAAGGCUUCUCCGACAACUCGUUCAAGACCCACGACGACUUCAAAGAUGCAUGUGUUUCGCUUCUUCGCGCCCUGAAACAGUACCAAUCUCCUGGCGGUGCCCGGAUCAGACUGCCUUUAGUGACUGGGACUCACUUCGACGAUAUUGCAGCCCAGCUUGAAGGGUACGCACGUCCGUUGUGGGCGAUAGGCACCCUCAUCCAUGGGGACUGUCUCACUGCAGAAGACACUGAAGAGCUAGUCGAACCGUAUGUCAGGGGACUGGCGAACGGCACAGAUCCCUUCCACGAAGAGUAUUGGGGAGAGGUAGUCGUUCGAGACCAGCGAAUGGUAGAGAUGGAAAUCAUAUCCUUUGCGCUGCUCGCUGCGCCCGAUUCAUUCUAUCACUCGCAAGCCGCAUCGACGCAGGAGAAUAUAAAAAAGUGGCUUUACGCUUGCAAUGGAAAGGAUUUCCCCGUGACAAAUUGGUUGUGGUUUCGCGUAAUGACGAAUCUCGCACUAGUCAAAGUUUGCGGUGUGCCUUAUACCGAAGUCGAACAGUUCAUGCAAGCCGACCUCGAAGAGAUGGAUCAAUUCGAUAUCGGUGAGGGAUGGAGUGCCGAUGGAACGUGGGUGGAGGAGAGACGGCAAGCGGAUUACUAUUCCGGCAGCUUCGCCAUACAAUUUUCGCAAUUACUGUAUGUGAAGUUCGCGGCCGAUCUAGACAGACCGAGAUGCGAGAAGUUCAAAGAGAGUGCACGGGCAUUUGCUACUUCAUUCUGGAAGUACUUCGAUCAGAACGGCGCGGCCAUACCUUUCGGUCGUAGUUUGACAUAUCGCUUUGCGUUCGCAGGAUUCUGGGCCGCAGCAGCUUUUACCCAAGUCGAACUUCCACCACCAUUGAAUGACUGGGGCGUCAUCAAGGGCCUUCUCCUACGACACUUCAGGUGGUGGUCGAAGAAAGAAGACAUAUUCAACAUCGAUAGCACACUGACCAUUGGCUUUCUAUACCCAAACAUGUACAUGAGCGAGGACUACAAUUCACCUCAGUCGCCAUACUGGGCCAUGAAGUCAUUCGUUGCGCUGGCUCUGUCCAAAUCUCAUCCGUUCUGGAAUGCAAAGGAAAGACCUCUGCCAGACGUUGGGAAAGAUGUUGCGACUGUGAUCAAGCCGCCCAUGCAAAUUGUCUGCCACACGGGAAACCAUCAUUAUCUUCUAUCUUCUGGUCAAUUUUGUCCUUGGCCGUUGAAAGCCACCGAAGCGAAGUAUGGAAAGUUUGCUUACUCGUCACAUUUCGGCUUCAGCGUACCGACUGGACCGAUUCUGAUGCAGACAGCCCCGGAUAGCACACUUGCCUUGAGCAAAGACGAAGGAGACACCUGGCGGGUAUCCUGGAGACCGAAAAGAUACCAGAUUCGGACAGCAGCUUUCAUGAGAGAAGGAGAAGCUGUAGAAGAAAUUCCAGUACUUUGGAGUAGUUGGAAGCCUUGGAAAGACGUUGCCGUGGAGGUGGAGACAUCAAUCAUCGCACCAUGUAAGAGGUGGCCAGAUUGGUACAUCACAACACAUACCAUCAGAAAUGAGGGCGACCGAGCUGUGCAUAUCGAUGGUGUUCAGGGCGGAUUCUCGACCCAAGGAAGGUGUAGUGAGCGGGGUGGGGUUCUGCCGGCCUUCUCCACGGAUGACUUUUCAGUCAAAGCGGACUCGGAAUACCAGGAGGGUACUAUUGAGGAGGGUACAGGAUGCUUGAUCCUAUCAGAUGCGGGUGCGAGUGGCAUAAGGCAUUUAGACUCAGAUGAAUCAACCGUCAGCGAAGUGGAAGCGAGUGCAUUGAAGCCAGAUGCGAACACCAAUCUGGUAUGGCAAAGAUCGCUGAUUCCGACUGUGAACUUCAAAUUGAAUUCGUUUCGCAAAGGCUCUGAGACGAUGUUAGCCAAUGCCGUAUUCGCAAUGGCUCGAAGACAGGGCAUGGAAUCUAGGUAUAGCAGUGUAGACACAAGGGAGAAGUGGACAGAUGUGCCUAUAUUAAGACACGGCAGCGAAAAUAGUGACGAGAAGGAGUAUAUAUUUAUCUAG
Molecule: messenger RNA, 2169 nt
Organism: Periconia digitata
Lineage: Eukaryota; Fungi; Ascomycota; Dothideomycetes; Pleosporales; Periconiaceae
Source: the annotation of a GenBank genome assembly